CCCUGCCAAUCGCUCCUUCCAUUGUUGCCAUUGACACCCUCUCGCGUUUGCUUCUCCAUUCUGUUUACACGAACCGAAGGUGCUUCUCAGCGACGUUUGCCCGUUUUUCGCUCGAUUAAGAACAAAGUACAUGUGACCUUUCAUUGAAUCUAACAGGCUUUUUUCGUUUUUUUGUUAAACUUGACAUAACCGAGUCCAGCCUGUCCCCAAUGCCAGCUCCAGCUACACUUUCAGCGAGCAAAUGUACAGCCUCGAGCUCUAGAAUGCUCGUUUAUAUUGGCUGCAGGGGUCCUCAAGGGGUCUUGUCGAUUACCGGCAAACGAACACCCUGCUCCUCCUCCGCCUGGCAACGACAGCAACAGCAACAGCGACGUCUCGGACACUCUUGGAUUUCAGGACACCCUCGCAGCAUCCUCUACAAACCGUCCACUGCUAAUAACAAGGCUAGCAGUGCUGGCUAUACCGGUGGAAUGAGCGGUUGCAAUUCAGGAAUCAGCGGAUCUCCCUCGAACGGUGCUAGUAACAGCAGCAGCGGGAACUUCUCUACGUUCCUAGACUUUGCGGGCAAUGGUCGGUACCAGGCGUACAAUCUCGCGCGAUUCUCGACCUUUUCGGCGGUAUCCUCGUCUUCAUCCUCAUCAUCUUCAUCACCGACUUCGUCGGCCCCGUCAAACCAAGAUUCGGGUGUCGCUGGCUCCUCCACGAGUUCCCAUACGGAUAGAGCCCAUUCAAACUCCGCACCAGCAGAUGCACAGUCACCAUCAUCAUCAUCACCGUCAUCGUCAACUUUAUCCACACCACCAUCGCCUGUGCCGUCUUCUGGAGCAGGACUCUCGACGUCAACAACAGCGCUCUCUUCCAAAAACUCUCAUAAUGACAAGGAAGACAAGGAAAACAAGGAAGAUAAAGAGGAUGAUUGGGCUGUCAACGAGAGCUAUUCUGGACACGGCGGACACAGCUUUACAUCAUCCACCACCGAACCGUCGGACGCGUCUUCGUCCUCAUCGGUAAUAGUCCCCUCGAGCUCAAGGAUAUCUGGUAGAUUCUCUCAUAAUAACGAUAGUGAUGCAAGCUAUGAGCAGUCCCGGACCGCACUAGCGCCUUCGCUGUUGUCGCCCAAAAGUCCAGAGGCCAUUGAAGCCUCAUGGCGUCGUACAUCCGAGACAUUACCUUCUGUAACAAGUCCGCCUCUGAACUCCAUCUUGUCACCGGGUUCUGCAAAUAAGGCUGGCGGUCUAGAUCUGAGCUCGAGCACUUUGGUCCAGCAGAUGCUCUUUAAGGAGCGGGCACCGCACGCCGAUAACCCUGAGAGCGAGAAUAAUGACGAGAAGCAAUCAGACGAAGGUAUUCUGCGUAUGCGUUAGAAAAUGGCUUGGCCCGCGUAGAUCAGUCCGUACCUGUAGCACCAGCAAGUCCUUCUUUGACCUCCAUGAUGUUGAAUCAGAGUAGCGUGGACAAGUCAUCAUCUGGCAAUGAAGUGAUUUCCUCUCAGACGACCAAACCUAAGACCGCGGCGAACGCUGCUGGCGCACAGGAGGAGGAAGACCAUAUCUCCAAGCUGGAUAUCAGAGUCGGAAUUGUCCGUUCGGUCUCAGCGCACCCUG
Messenger RNA from Gamsiella multidivaricata, 1604 nucleotides. RefSeq lists its product as uncharacterized. The record is from RefSeq and is a predicted model, not a curated record. Lineage: Eukaryota; Fungi; Mortierellomycota; Mortierellomycetes; Mortierellales; Mortierellaceae. The transcript is spliced from 2 exons. Bases 210 to 1364 code for a protein of 384 amino acids.